CCAGCUCGGGGACCCCACCCCGAAGAGUCGCUACCACCUCCCUGAGGGACUACACCUCCCAGCCGCUCCCAGCGCGCUCCCGGGCACCGCCCGUCCUGGCGUUAACCCUUUAGUGGCUGCAGUGGCGAUGAGCGGAAAGGACUGCGGGUUCCCGGGGAGGGGGCGUGCAGGAUCGGGGUGCGGAGGGUGCGCUGUAGGGCUAAGGAGAGGAUGGGCUUUGGGGCCCUGAAGAGGAGGGGAGUCAGGAUUAACCGAGGACAGGGUCGCAGUGGGGGCAUGGGGAGGAUGGGCCCUAGAGCGCCGCUCCUCCCCAGAACUAGGAUUUGGAGCCUCACGUUCUCCCGCAAAACGAGCCCUGUGGGUGCCAGGCCAGGGGCGGCGCCCAGGUGUGGAGGUGGCAAGGUACGGGCGUCUGCCUUCGCUAAGUGCCCCCUUCCACUUAAGGCACACCUUCGCCUCCGAUUCCGAACCGCCCGGGGAGACAGGCAAGUGGCAAAGCGGGGAGGGCGAAGGACUCUGCCGCCCUCCCUCAGGAUGCCUGAGGGCCCUGAGCUGCACCUGGCCAGCCAGUUUGUGAACGAGGCCUGCAGGGCGCUGGUGUUUGGCGGCUGCGUGGAGAAGUCCUCUGUCAGCCGCAACCCUGAAGUGCCCUUUGAGAGCAGUGCCUACCGCAUCUCAGCUUCAGCCCGCGGCAAGGAGCUGCGCCUGAUACUGAGCCCUCUGCCUGGGGCCCAGCCCCCACAGGAGCCGCUGGCCCUGGUCUUCCGCUUCGGCAUGUCCGGCUCUUUUCAGCUGGUGCCCCGCGAGGAGCUGCCACGCCAUGCGCACCUGCGCUUUUACACGGCCCCGCCUGGCCCCCGGCUCGCCCUGUGUUUCGUGGACAUCCGCCGGUUCGGCCGCUGGGACCUUGGGGGAAAGUGGCAGCCGGGCCGCGGGCCCUGUGUCUUGCAGGAGUACCAGCAGUUCAGGGUCUCGCUUUGUUGCCCAGGCUGGAGUACAGUGGCGCCAUCACAGCUCAUUGCAGCCUCAACCUCCAGGGCUCAGAUGGAGUCUCGCUCUGUGGCCCAGGCUGGAGUGCAAUGCUGCGAUCUCAACUCACUGCAACCUCCACCUCCCAGGGAGAAUGUGCUACGAAACCUAGCAGACAAGGCCUUUGACCGGCCCAUCUGCGAGGCCCUCCUGGACCAGAGGUUCUUCAAUGGCAUUGGCAACUAUCUGCGGGCAGAGAUCCUGUACCGGCUGAAGAUCCCCCCCUUUGAGAAGGCCCGCUCAGUCCUGGAGGCCCUGCAGCAGCGCAGGCCGAGCCCGGAGCUGACCCUGAGUCAGAAGAUCAGGACCAAGCUGCAGAAUCCGGACCUGCUGGAGCUAUGUCACUCAGUACCCAAGGAAGUGGUCCAGUUGGGGGGCAAAGGCUACGGGUCAGAGAGCGGGGAGGAGGACUUUGCCGCCUUUCGAGCCUGGCUGCGCUGCUAUGGCAUGCCAGGCAUGAGCUCCCUGCAGGACCGGCAUGGCCGUACCAUCUGGUUCCAGGGGGAUCCUGGACCCUUGGCACCCAAAGCCCCUCAGGGACCCGUGUCUCCUCCAUCCAGGACCCUUCGCCUCCAAGCAAGGCCCCUUCCAGGACAUGAAGGGCAAAGAGAGACCUUCCUAAGAGGACUGCAACCCAGCGGCCUGAGGGGACCAGCCUCCAGCAGGACCCAGAAGCUCCCACAGUGCCCAAGAAGGGGAGGAGGAAGGGGCGACAGGCAGCCUCUGGCCAUCGCAGACCCCGGAAGGUCAAGGCUGACACCCCAUCCUUGGAACCGGAGGAGACCUCAGCCUCUUAGCAGGAGGGUCUCCUUGCCUGCACUCACCCUUUAUUAUUGUCUUGCCCUGAAUCUGGGGGUCUGAAUUCUUGGGAGCAGGCAAUAUCUGAAGGUGCAAACAGGCCCUACAGCUGUUCCCUACACAACUCUCAUGUUUUUAAUUGUACCCCAUCUUCCACAUCUUUAAAGCUCAUGUGAAAAAUGCUGCAUUUUUAAUAAACUGAUAAAUUUGAA
This is a messenger RNA of Symphalangus syndactylus (siamang), 2039 nucleotides long. It is a transcript of the gene NEIL1, whose product is annotated as nei like DNA glycosylase 1. The record is from RefSeq and is a predicted model, not a curated record. Gene Ontology annotation, molecular function: zinc ion binding; DNA N-glycosylase activity; damaged DNA binding. NCBI's taxonomy places the organism in Eukaryota, Metazoa, Chordata, Mammalia, Primates, Hylobatidae. Gene Ontology annotation, biological process: base-excision repair. Gene Ontology annotation, cellular component: nucleus.